Molecule: messenger RNA, 339 nt
Organism: Racocetra persica
Lineage: Eukaryota; Fungi; Glomeromycota; Glomeromycetes; Diversisporales; Gigasporaceae
Source: the annotation of a GenBank genome assembly
AACAUCCCAAGACCCAGUUUCAGAAAAAUAUCAAACUCCAGCACCCAACAGCCCAACAACAUCUGGUGUUAAACUGAUGCAAAUUGAUACUAUAAGAUACAAGCCACUUGGUGAGCCAGGUCAUAUUGCUAAAAAUUGUUUUAACAAAAAUAAUACACAGCCAAAAAUUGGUGUAAUUAUAACUCCAGACGAACUUUCAGGAAAAGAGAGGUCUCAGCAGUAUUCCCAAGUUAAAAUAUUAGCUCUAAUUGAUUUGGAUACUUCAGCUUGUUUUUUGGACUCUAUAUUCUCUCAAGAACGUAGCAUACCCUUUGAAAUUGCAUCGUUUAACGAGAUGGG